UGAAGGCGUAUGUCUUGUCAAUUUUAAGUAUUACAAAUAAUAAAUUUAUAAACAAAAUUAAAACUUAAAUAUAAACUUAAUCAAUCAACAAAACAUCUUAACAAAAUAUUGAUUUAGAAUGUAAAUACAACGGAAAUCAAUUAGCCAACAUCAUUGUCUUUAUAACACCUUCAAUAACAAUUCAAUAAUAAUGGCCCAAGGUGCAGUUUUAAGUUCUGACAUUUCACGACGAAAUCCACAAGAUGAAUACGAGUUAAUUCAACGUAUUGGAAGUGGAACCUAUGGCGAUGUCUAUAAGGCCAAACGAUUGUCAUCCAAUGAUUUAGCUGCGAUUAAAGUAAUUAAACUGGAGCCAGGCGAUGAUUUUCAAAUAAUUCAGCAAGAAAUUUUAAUGAUGCGAGAUUGUCGACAUCCAAAUAUAAUCGCAUAUUAUGGUAGUUAUUUACGACGUGAUAAAUUAUGGAUUUGUAUGGAAUAUUGUGGUGGGGGUUCCUUACAGGAUAUCUAUCAUAUUACUGGACCGUUAAAUGAAAAUCAAAUCGCGUACAUGUGUCGAGAAACGCUUGUUGGACUCGCAUAUCUUCAUAGUAUGGGUAAAAUGCAUAGAGAUAUUAAAGGAGCGAAUAUUUUACUAACCGAUUGUGGUGAUGUAAAAUUAGCUGAUUUUGGUGUAUCAGCACAAAUAACAGCAACAAUAAAUAAACGUAAAUCAUUUAUUGGUACACCAUAUUGGAUGGCACCUGAAGUGGCUGCAGUGGAACGUAAAGGUGGUUACAAUCAACUCUGUGAUAUUUGGGCAUGCGGUAUAACAGCUAUUGAAUUAGCUGAAUUACAACCGCCAAUGUUUGAUUUACAUCCGAUGCGAGCGUUGUUUUUAAUGUCGAAGAGUGGUUUUAAACCACCGACGUUAAAGGAUCGUGAUAAAUGGAGUCCAACAUUUCAUAAUUUUUUAAAGUAUGCCCUGACCAAAAACCCAAAGAAACGACCAAAUGCAGAGAAAUUAUUACAGCAUCAAUUUUUUCAAACUAACAUGAGCAAACAAUUAGCUUUGGAAUUGUUAUUAAAAGUUAAUAAUCCACCACAAUCGUAUACGGAACUGGAACCAGAUGACGAUGGGGCAAUUCCAAAUGUUCCGCAUAGGAUUGCAUCACGUAUGACUGCCAAAUCAAAACCAAAAACUAAUAUUCCAUUAAAUAGUCAUCUAGAAGGAAUUGAAAAUGUAGAAAUACCAUCAGUACCGACAACAGAUAUUUCAAAGUCAACAAAUGAAGAUGAAUCCAGAGCAUGGGAUAUUAUGGAUAUUAUGAAUAAUGUUAAAACGGCACAUUCAUGCGUGAAACAUCAACCAUGUGGAUCCUACAAUACAAUGGAUCAAGAAAAAUGGAAUUACAAUAGAAAUUCACAAUCGGCAUUAACCGGAGAAGAUAUUCUAAAUAUGCCUUUAAGGAGUUUAUUGCAGUACAUUGAUGAAGAAUUAAUUUUAAGGAAUGAAACGUUACGAUACCAAACAGCUGAAUCGUAUUCACAUCAAGCAACAUUACCAAUGGCUGCCGAUUCGGAUAUUAAAAAUUCAAUAAUACAUAAAGAUAUUUAUGUACAAUCAGUUGACGAUACUAAAAAUUUAAAUCAAAUAACAAAGGCGUUAGAUACGAUUGGUGCGGGGAACAGUAGCACCAGUGGAGCAGGAGGAGCUAUACAAAAUUCACCUAGACGACAUUCAUCUGUUGAUGAAAUAUUUGGCUUAAUUAGUUCUUUGAAUAUCAAUGGACAACGUCAACGAUCACUCAGUGAUAGUGAACGACGGAAAGAAGUUAAUGGUGAUGAAAAAACAUCAGUAUCGACGACAGGGGUAGCUGGCACACCACCUGAUUUAGUAACAUGUCCUGUAGUCCCACCUAGAAAACACCGUAGGAGACAUACACCCCCACGGCCUAUAAGUAAUGGUCUACCUCCUACACCUAAAGUUCAUAUGGGAGCAUGUUUUUCAAAGGUAUUUAAUGGUUCACCCCUACGAAUACAUUGUACAGUAUCCUGGAUUCAUCCAGAAACACGUGAUCAACAUAUAUUAAUUGGAGCAGAGGAGGGUAUUUAUAAUUUAAAUUUAAAUGAAUUGCAUGAAACUGCAAUUGAUCAAAUGUAUCCAAGACGAACUGUUUGGAUGUACGUAAUUAAGGAUGUUCUUAUGAGUUUAUCAGGAAAAACACCACAAUUAUAUCGUCACGAUUUAUUAGCAUUACAAAAUAAACAAUUACAUAGAUUUAGUUUACAUAUGAAUAAAAUACCAGAAAAAUUAGUACCAAGAAAGUUUGCAUUAACAACAAAAGUUCCUGAUACCAAAGGUUGUAUAAAAUGUUGUGUAGCUAGGAAUCCGUACAACGGUUACAAAUAUUUAUGUGGUGCAAUGCAAAAUGGUAUCUUUCUUAUGCAAUGGUACGAUCCACUUAAUAAGUUUAUGUUAUUGAAGUAUUCAGAAUAUAUGUUACCGUCUCCCUUAAAUGUAUUCGAAAUGAUAAUAACACCAGAACAAGAGUAUCCAAUGGUUUGUGUAUCGGUCAAGCAGGAAUACCAUUCUGACAAACUUAAAUUGGAUUUAAUCAAUAUGAAUACAGGAGCAAAUUGGUUUCAUUCGGAUGAAUUAGAUGAAAUGGAUGGAUCUGCUACGGUGAUACCACGACGUGAGAAUAUCAAUGUAAUAUGUGCAAGUCAAAUUGAUAAAGAUUCAAUUCUAGUCUGUUAUCAGAAUAUUGUUAAAAUUGUAACGCCACAAGGGAAACCAAAAUUUAAUAAAAAAUUAGUGUCAGAAUUAAUAUUUGAUUUUGAUAUAUUAAGUCUAGUAUGUUUACCAGAUAGUGUGCUAGCAUUUCAUAAGAAUGGUAUGCAAGGUAGAUCACUUAAAAAUGGUGAAAUUACUCAAGAAAUUACUGAUUACUCGAGAACAUAUAGACUGUUAGGCAGUGACAAAGUUGUGAUGUUAGAGAGUCACGUGAUUAAGACUGGAACAUUAUCAAAUGAUUUAUAUAUAUUAGCUGGACACGAAGCGAGUUACUAAAAUAAAACAGAAAAUAGAGAAAAAAAACAAAAACAUUUUUAAUUUUUAAAAUAAAUACGUGUGUGAUAUUUUAUUUUUUUUUUUAUUUGAUUCAAAAAAUAAAAAAAACGAAACGCAAAACGAAAACAUUUACAUAUGUAAAGUUUAAUUGUUUAUUUGUUUUUGUGAUGUUUGAUGCAAGCCACAGAGUAAAAAUAAAAAUCUACUAAAAAGGAUCCAUCGUCCCUCGUCCAUCGUCGUCUGUGCAUGGAUGUUAAAUAAAUAAAUAAAAAAAAAAACUUAAUAAAUUAUAUUUUAAAAAUUUUAACGAUCAAACCAUCAAAUGGAGCUGAUUUUGGGUUAUUUUUUUUUGGUUGUAUUUAUACAGACAAGAUAAGUUGAUAUUUUUAUUUUUAUUGCGCUCUCAAUAGAAUUUAUUAUUGUAUUUUAUUACAAAUAAAUUUGAGUUUUCUUCUCAUAUUCGUGCCUCCGCUUACUAUUAUAUUCUAUUUUUCUAGCCAAUGUGUAAUUCCCUAUAGCCGAAAGUACAUACAACUCGAUUUAAAAAAAAAAAACUAAACUUGAGUUCCAAGACACAGGCAGACGGACAAAUGAAAAUGAACUAAUUAGGUGAUUUUAUGAACACCUAUACCAAAAUUUUGUUUGCAGCAUCAAUAUUUCGAAGCGUUACAAACUUGGGACUAAACUUAAUAUACAUUUCGUAUUUAAAUGGAAUUUUCUUUUGCUUCAUGUUUCGGAAUAACAUUUUUAUUUAUUAAAAAUUGAGUUUUCCAUAAAUUAUUGUAAACUACAGGGUCUUUCAAGAAGAGGUGUAAUUUAAAAUUUAAAAAAAAAAAUCACAAUAUUUUUGUGAAAAGAGCUGAUAAUUUUAUUUAAAUCCAAAGUACAAAACUCUGAGAUUAGUAAUGGAACACAAUAUCUGCCAAAUAUCCACCGUGGUUCUUCUUGCAUAUGGUCAUUCUUUUGAUUAAAUGUUUCAUCACAUUUUCGAAUAUUUCGCAAACUGGCAAUCGUUGUGGAUGGAGAGGUUGUUCGACCAUUUCCCAGAAUAAUUUCUUCUAGGAUUUGAUGAAAUAUUUCAUCAGUAGAAUGGCCGUACGGCAUUUAAUAAAACCUAAGAACCUAAGAUAUAUAUUUGUUUACAUUACUUAUAAAUUAUUAUAUUUAUUAUUAUCAAAGAAGUAUAACAUCUUACGC
Molecule: messenger RNA, 4246 nt
Organism: Chrysoperla carnea
Lineage: Eukaryota; Metazoa; Arthropoda; Insecta; Neuroptera; Chrysopidae
Gene: hppy
Product: mitogen-activated protein kinase kinase kinase kinase 5
Exons: 18
Coding region: 191-3049 (952 amino acids)
Biological process (GO): protein phosphorylation
Molecular function (GO): MAP kinase kinase kinase kinase activity; ATP binding
Source: RefSeq, a predicted model, not a curated record